AUGCCGGUAACUUCAAGCAAUACCGUUCAUUCUCGCAAGAGAGAUGCAGGAAUUCUUGCCAAUUUCUCUCGUCAAUUCUCCAAGGGCGGUCAGCAGGCAAUAAUUCGUCCUGCAUGUCGAGUGACGCCAAUAUCCGCCGAGGAUGUUUCUGCCACAGUAAAAGUGCUUAAAUCUCAAGAUUGCCAGUUCGCCGUCAAGAGCGGUGGUCAUGCAUGUUUUGCAGGUGCAUCAAACAUUGAGAAUGCUGUCGUGAUAGAUUUGAGCAAUUUAGACCAAAUCAAAAUCUCAAGCAAUAAAACAGAAGUGUCCGUCGGGGCAGGAACACAAUGGUCCAAUCUCUAUCCAGUCAUGGAUAAGGCAAGGAUUGGAGUUAUAGGUGGUAGAGUUGUCGGAAUUGGAGUUGGGGGCUUGACAUUAGGGGGUGGAAUAUCUUUCCACUCGGGAAGGUAUGGGUUCGCCUGUGAUAAUGUUAACAACUAUCAAGUCGUUCUUGCCAAUGGUUCCAUUAGGAAUACGAAUCAAAAAUCGUACCCAGAUCUGUACUGGGCACUCAGAGGAGGCGGUAAUAACUUCGGCAUCGUAACGAGAUUCGACCUGGCUUCGUUCGAACAGAGAGAUAUGUGGGGCGGAACAACGAUAUCGAGCGCGACUGAACUUCCUAAUUACAUUGAGGCAUUAGCCUACCUCAAUAUCAAUCAUGCUUCGGAUCCAUUUGCCGCAGUCUUUCUGGCAUAUGCUUAUCUACCUGCGGCCGGUAUAACACUUGUCAGUGCUACAUUAGAUUAUGGAAAACCAGUUGCAAAUCCUCCUAUUUUCGGCAACUUUACAAGCUUGCCUACCAUAUCUUCUACCUUUCAAAUCACGAAUCUUACAACUUUGAUCAAUGGAACGGAAGAGGCGCAACCAUCAGGGCUGAGAGAAUCGUAUUGGACUCUUACCAUACUCAAUGACGCCGAUUUGAUGAAGGAUCUUUGCAAGAUAUUUGAUCAAGAAUUACAGAGCAUCACCAAUGCGACGAAUGUACUCCCCGCCAUCAUUUUCCAACCCAUUUCAGAGCCCAUGAUUUCGCACUCCAGUAAGAAUGGUGGGAAUGCUCUUGGUAUAACGGCAGAAGACGGUCCAUUGAUCCUCGUCAACAUCGCGAUCCAAUGGACCAACAUCGCCGACGAUUCUCGGAUAAGGGUCUUUGCCGAGAACUGCGUAGCACGAUCUACUACUUUGGCAAAAGAGCUAUCAAGAGAAGCACUUGGAUUGACCAACUAUUUAUUCGCCAACACUUCCGCUGGUUUUUCAUUGCAUUACAACGUAUUCGGUUCCGAGAUUGUCUAUCUAGAAAGACGGUCUAAUUUUAUUCAGUACAUUCUCCGCUCCGUAGAAGAAUGCGGUAUCGGGAAGAUGUUGACUCCAUUCUCGGGCCAAGGAUGCUUAUCAGAUGUACAUCCUUGUCACUCGAAGGAUUUCGAACCAUCUGAUAAAAAUUCUGAUGUGCCAAGCAAACAAUGCGGACUUCUUUUCCACAACUUCCCAAUUUCUUCAACGGAGAACAUGGCUUCCCUCAAAUUUCGAGGCAACACUUCGGUCAUGUCAAGUAAUCACGUACCGGUAGUUGAGAAUGUGUAUUCUACACCCAACACGCCGACGAUAGAUCUCGGUAUCAAGGAGAAAGAUGGAAUUACCGUAUCAGCAGUUUCAGCGAGCGAUAAUGAGGAACAAUCGGACAUCGCCAAUAAUGAACGUCUCACAGGGAACAAUAUACCGAUGAAAUGGAAACUGGCUUCAAUUCUCCUGGUGUCAAUGAUUGGUUUUGGAUCUCACUGGAGUUCAGGUAUCACGGGUGCCAUGAAGUCCACAAUCAAGAAGGAGAUGAAUAUCAAUAAUAAGCAAUAUGCGCUCUUGAGUGCUAGUCAGGAUUUCAUGGUUACGGCUUUGAUGUUAGUGAGUGGUGUUGUGACGGACAGGAUAGGGGGAGCAGGUGCAAUCUUUUAUGGCAACAUCAUCUUCACAAUUGGGUCAAUUCUCAUCGCCGGUGCUGCCCAAACUAGGAACUAUCAGUUUAUGAUUGGUGGUACAGUUGUCCAGGCUUUCGGAGAUAUUGCGACUCAAGUUGCACAAUACAAAGUUUUCUCGUCAUGGUUUGCACCCAAUCAUGGUUUUGCUUCGACGCUUGCGUUCGAAUUAGGAAUUGGUAAAAUUGGUGCAUUUGUUGGGAAAGCCUCCGCAAACAUUAUCUCCAAAAACACAGGAAAUUUUGCCAAUGUCUAUUGGGUCUCGGUGGCCAUGAACCUCUUUUGUAAUUUGAUGACUCUUGGCUUUUACAUCUUUACUCGUUACACCAAUAAGAAGUUUCCUUCUACGGCCGAUCCAGCGACUGGAGAGAAGCUUACAGAAGGUAACAAAAAGUUUGAAUUUCGCAAAGUUCUUGAAUUGCCUUGGACUUUCUGGGUUGUUUUGGCGUUUUCCUUGUUUGAGACUUCGACUGCUGGUCUGUUUACAAGCAAUGCUACAGAGAUGGUCGAGCAGAGAUUGAAUGUAUCAUCUGUGAAAGCUGGGUGGUACACAUCAGCUAUUCAAUAUGGUGGUUUCUUCUUCGUUCCUCUAAUUGGAAUAUUCGUCGAUAUUUGGGGAAAUAGAAUCACUCUCUUUGCCGUCACUGGCUUUGCAGUCUUAACCGCAAUGAGCAUUGUGAACUGGGCCCCUUCAAGCCAGGGUACCGAUGCAGCAUUUGGAAUAUACGCCUUUGCAUACUGUUUCGGUCCAACAUUGAUCAUUGAUAGCAUCAGAACUUCAAUGUGGCAUCAAUCCGUCUUCGGCUCCGCAUACGCCCUCAAAAUAACCAUGAACAACGCCAUGAGUAUCAUCGUCGGCAUAGUCGCCGGAGUAAUCCAAGACGCCGACAAUAAUUCCUACGGCAAAGUCACAAUCCUCUACGUUGCCCUCUCGGCCGCAUCAGCAGUAGUCGCCCUCAUCAUGAUAGCACUCUCGUAUUAUUGCAUUGAUUUUCGCAUUUUGCAAUGGACGCGCAAACAGCGAAUUGCAAAUGGCCAGUUGAUUAUUGAUCGUAAGGAAAAAUUUCAUAAUGAAAAUGGGAGGAGGAAUAGGUUGGUUUCGAAGUUGUGUUGUGGAGCGCUGUGCGUGUUGGUGCUGGGUUCGUGGUGUGCGUACUUUUGGGGUGUGGCUACGGGGAAUAAUAAUGGUUAA
Sclerotinia borealis F-4128 is the source of this 3198-nucleotide messenger RNA. The record is from the annotation of a GenBank genome assembly. NCBI's taxonomy places the organism in Eukaryota, Fungi, Ascomycota, Leotiomycetes, Helotiales, Sclerotiniaceae.